ACUGAGACGCCGCGUGGCCAUGACAAAAAAUCAUUUUGUCCAGAACAUUCUAGUCGUAAACCUCAACAUGGGCAACUCUUUGAGAGAACUCGGGGUCCUCUUUGCUGUACUGUUGUCCGCGAUGAUUCCUCUUGUGAUUCCGACUGGAGUGACGGAUGGCCCCGGUCAGGGAAGAAAGGACUUGACCGAAAGGGCCGGCUUGGGCGGGUGCAGAAGUAUAGAGACAUCUAUCGGCGCCCUCGGCAACUCCAUCCAAGCCGUGUCCAACGCCGUGGAGACCACGUCCGCCAUCACUAGGGGUCAGCAAGACAAACUCGCUGCCCUGGAGGCGAGGAUCGCGUCUGUGGAGGGAGACCUGAGGGCGAAGACGGAACAGUACGGAACGUUGGAGAGACUCGUGGCCGGCAACUUGUCUUCCCUUGGCGAGAGUUUGAAUGCCGCCAGAAUAAAAGUGGGGUUCACGGUCAGAUACUCCAAUGAUCCGGUGACCGGCAUCCCAGCCAAUGGCAUCUACAAGUUUAACGAGAUUGUGACCGACGUUGGUGGCGGCUACAGCACCCUGACCGGCAUCUUCACAUCCCCUGUCACAGGCAUGUACGCGUUUCACCUCAACGUCAUGUCCACCAACGACAAUUCGGCCAUCCACCUGGCCAUCAUGAAGGAAGGGACGCCAGUGGGCAACGUGUGGGCCGAAGGAACAAGUGACGUCAACGACCAGGGUUCCACGACUGUGGUGGUGUCCAUGCAGCAAGGGCAGCAAGCGUGGGUGGCGCACCGAGCGGGAGCAACUCCCAUCAGAGGUGGCCCCUGGGGGGUUUUCAGUGGCUUUCUUGUGCAAGGGUAAGGCUACUUCACACGAAAACCAAAAAGGAAAAAAAAACGAUUUGUUGCAAGCCCGCUGCCAUCGAGUUUGUAAAAUCAACAUUAUCUCAUAUAAAGUGAAACAAAUUAUAGCUUCUGACGGCAUUUUUCAACAGAAAAAAAUGAAAGAGUAUGAAUAUAACAGAGGAACUGCCUUUUAAAAUAAAUAAAUAAAAAAAGCUCGCCGUGUUCAUACAAAAGUGCCACAGGAGUGUAUUUGUCUUAUAAUGAAAAUAAAUACUGCUGUAACUGUA
Molecule: messenger RNA, 1115 nt
Organism: Pomacea canaliculata
Lineage: Eukaryota; Metazoa; Mollusca; Gastropoda; Architaenioglossa; Ampullariidae
Product: collagen alpha-2(VIII) chain-like
Exons: 2
Coding region: 20-844 (274 amino acids)
Molecular function (GO): protein binding
Source: RefSeq, a predicted model, not a curated record